AUGUUCGGCUGCUGCGUCGCCGGCCGACUGGUGCAAACCGACCUUGUACAGAUGGACAGUACCCACAGUGUAUUCAAUAUCCCCUCCGCGUCGACCGUCAACCACGUCUGCGUCUUCCUAACGGGCCAGACGCCUUUUCCGGAUGGGUGGGGCGCGACUGUACAUUGGAAUUGGCCAGGGAGAGGAUUCCAGCUGCUGGGGAUGCUAUCAAACCAGAAGCCCUCCGCUAUAUUCCGCUUGAGAGGGAUCCUCCCUGGACAGUCGAGUGCGACGGAUACCGACAUGGGUAUGGACGACGAGACCGGCGUGUCUGCGACGAGCAACUCGUCUGCUGGUGACAUGGCUCAAAUAGGCCUGUCUAUCGAGCCUCUCGACCAGGUCCAGCAGCAGGUCGCAUCUCUCUCCAAUGUGUCCACUUCAAAGUCUCUCGUCCCUGUACGACCACAGAUGCCCCCUCAAGCGCAGACAGCGUCCGACCCUGUCUAUCUUACCGAACUCAUCUUGAAGAACCUGUCCAAUUACCUCACAUCUUUCACUCACGACAACACCCUCAACCCCACCAACACCGUUCAGAUUGGCAUAAUCCAGAAGUGGUACGAGAACUUGAUGAACAAGCUGCGACUCCGAGGGACAGCUUUCUUGGAGCGGCAGGAUUGA
Molecule: messenger RNA, 657 nt
Organism: Dacryopinax primogenitus
Lineage: Eukaryota; Fungi; Basidiomycota; Dacrymycetes; Dacrymycetales; Dacrymycetaceae
Product: DUF775-domain-containing protein
Exons: 3
Coding region: 1-657 (218 amino acids)
Biological process (GO): protein import into nucleus
Cellular component (GO): nucleus; cytosol
Molecular function (GO): nuclear import signal receptor activity
Source: RefSeq, a predicted model, not a curated record